Molecule: messenger RNA, 333 nt
Organism: Camponotus floridanus (Florida carpenter ant)
Lineage: Eukaryota; Metazoa; Arthropoda; Insecta; Hymenoptera; Formicidae
Product: protein GVQW3-like
Exons: 1
Coding region: 1-333 (110 amino acids)
Source: RefSeq, a predicted model, not a curated record
AUGUUGACUGCGACAUUUGGCGAGUCUACUCUGAGCAAAAAAAAUGUUUACAAGUGGUACAAGCUCUUCACAGAAGGUCGAGAAGAUGUUAAUGAUGAUGCCCGCCCUGGACGCCCCAGCACGUCAACAACCGAUGACAACAUCGAAGCAGUGAAGAAAAUUGUUAUGGAGAAUCAUCGAAUCACUAUUAGAGAAGUUGCUGAAGAUGUCGGCAUAUCGGUUGGCUCAUGCCAUGCAAUUUUUUCGGGUGUUUUGGGCAUGCAACGUGUGGCGGCGAAGUUUGUUCCAAAAUUGCUGAAUUUCGACCAAAAACACGUCGUUGCUUGUUCGUGA